AUGCAACUUCUUCACGCUCCAUGUUGGCACAAUCUCCCCUUGCAGAGCUUAAACACACGACCAAAAGGAGGAUUGUCUCAUAAACUUGGAUGUGUAUCCCCACCACCACGUAAACCCUUCUGCUUCAACAAAACUAGAGCUCUUAGUUCUUCUAUUCAAGCUGGGGAUUCUGCAGUAUCAGUAAGGAGAGCUGAGAGUGAUGUGCUGAAAGCCUUGUCUCAGAUUAUUGAUCCAGACUUUGGGACUGAUAUUGUUUCUUGUGGGUUCGUGAAAGAUCUUGAUAUUGAUGAAGCUCAAGGAGAGGUUGAUUGGAACACAAGAGCCCAAGUUUCAUUUCGGUUGGAGCUCACAACACCAGCAUGUCCAGUCAAGGACAUGUUUGAGCUGAAGGCAAAUGAGGUGGUAGCCAUGCUUCCAUGGGUCAAGAAUGUCAAAGUGACGAUGUCAGCCCAACUUGCCAGACCGGUUUAUGCAGGGCAACUUCCCCAAGGGCUGCAGACAAUUUCAAAUAUUAUCGCAGUUUCAAGUUGCAAGGGAGGCGUGGGGAAAUCAACUGUAGCAGUAAAUCUUGCAUAUACUUUGGCUGGUAUGGGUGCUAGAGUAGGCAUUUUUGAUGCUGAUGUCUAUGGUCCAAGUUUACCGACGAUGGUCUCCCCUGAAAACAGAUUGCUAGAGAUGAAUCUGGAGAAGAAAACCAUCAUCCCAACUGAAUACUUGGGAGUCAAGUUGGUUUCUUUUGGAUUUGCUGGACAAGGGAGGGCAAUAAUGCGAGGGCCAAUGGUUUCUGGGGUCAUUGAUCAACUCCUGACUACCACUGAAUGGGGAGAGCUGGAUUACCUUGUUAUUGACAUGCCUCCAGGAACUGGUGAUAUACAGCUUACUUUAUGCCAGGUAGUCCCAUUAACUGCUGCUGUCAUUGUUACCACACCCCAAAAGCUAGCAUUCAUCGAUGUUGCCAAAGGAGUUCGGAUGUUUUCGAAGCUUAAGGUGCCAUGCAUUGCUGUAGUAGAGAAUAUGUGCCACUUCGAUGCAGAUGGAAAACGCUAUUACCCAUUUGGUAGAGGUUCAGAUACCAAUAUUCACAGUAGUUUGUUUACAUAUUUGCAGGUUGUCCAGCAGUUUGGAAUCCCUCAUCUGUUUGAUCUUCCAAUUAGGCCAGCUCUAUCUGCUUCUGGAGAUAGUGGAAUGCCUGAAGUGGCAGCUGAUCCUCAAGGUGAAGUGGCAAAAACGUUUCAGAACCUUGGAAUUUGUGUUGUGCAACAGUGUGCCAAGAUUCGCCAACAAGUGUCAACAGCUGUCACCUAUGAUAAAGUUAUCAAGGCAAUUAAGGUGAAGGUGCCAGAUUCAGUUGAAGAGUUCAUUUUGCAUCCUGCAACUGUGAGAAGGAAUGAUCGGUCUGCCCAAAGUGUGGAUGAAUGGACUGGAGAGCAAAAACUGCAAUAUACUGAUGUUCCAGAAGACAUUGAACCUGAAGAAAUUCGGCCUAUGGGAAACUAUGCUGUGCAAAUAACAUGGCCAGAUGGAUUUAGCCAGAUUGCUCCGUAUGAUCAGUUAGAAACAAUGGAACGAUUGGUUGAUGUUCCCGAACCAACACCUAUUGGGGCAUGA
Molecule: messenger RNA, 1608 nt
Organism: Dovyalis caffra
Lineage: Eukaryota; Viridiplantae; Streptophyta; Magnoliopsida; Malpighiales; Salicaceae
Source: the annotation of a GenBank genome assembly